AUGGAUGAAAAAGAGACCGCCAAAGCCAAGCUGCUUAUUGCUACGCUACAGAAAUACGGCUAUGAUUUGGAAGACCCAACGCACACGAGCACCGCUACGAGCAUCAACUCGAGCGAUAGCUCAACCGAGUGGAGUCCCGAUGAUGACAUUGAGCCCGUCGCCGCUCGAUGUUCCAGCGUCACGUCGUCCGCCGGCAUCUUGGCGCUGCGUGACCGCAAGAAUCAGCAGAGUGCGUUGCAUAUUGCAGCGAAGAAGGCCCAUUUUGAUGUACUGCGUGCUCUUGCCAAGCUUCCAAAGAUAUCAGAGCAUGUGAAUGCUGGGGACCGACAUAGCAACACGGCACUGCACUUUGCUGCAAGCAGUACGAGAUCCAAAGCGCCAGAUAUGGUGGAGCUGUUGCUGAACUUGGGAGCCAACCCAUCAGCCACAAACAUUCGUGGCCAGACGCCACUGGCUAUUCACAUCAUGACAGCCAAACCUGAAACUUCGGUGACCAUUACGAAGCUCUUUAUCGAUAAGUUUCGACAGCUGCAAGAUCCGUCGUCCUCGUCUACAGUCUCCUCAUCAUCACCGAUGGGUCUGCGAGCUCUGGCGCCGUGCGCAGCACUGAAUGAGCUCGUGAACGGUACCACGUACUUGCACAUGGCUGUGGAUCGUCAAUUGGGUGGAAUUGGUGGCGCGUUGGUGCAGGGAGGCGCUUCCAUAAACGUGCCUGACCACAAUGGCGUCAUGGUGAGCGACACGAUCCCAAAAAAACUGCUGGUAAAGCUCAUUACUUUUAUGGCGGAAGGCUCACAGGUUGCUCCGUCUGACAUUGUACGUGGUAGCUGCAAGAUCUGCCGGAAUCCGAAGAGCCUGUUGGAACCUUUGAAAGACUGUAUAUUGUGUGGUCGCGCUGUCUGCAAGAACUGCUCGAAGAAGGCGUCCGAGAUCCGCAAAACAACCUCAGAUGGUAGCCAUGUCACGCUCAAGGACAAGGAUGAGGGCAGAUUCUGUGCUGUUUGCUGCACAGUCAAGAUUCUGAAAAGCAAACAGCACAACCAGCGCGAGAACUUUAACAAGAAGCUCAUGGGUUGCGACAUAAAAUAG
Messenger RNA from Peronospora farinosa, 1089 nucleotides. Lineage: Eukaryota; Oomycota; Peronosporomycetes; Peronosporales; Peronosporaceae. The record is from the annotation of a GenBank genome assembly.